Molecule: messenger RNA, 433 nt
Organism: Aspergillus neoniger CBS 115656
Lineage: Eukaryota; Fungi; Ascomycota; Eurotiomycetes; Eurotiales; Aspergillaceae
Exons: 2
Coding region: 47-331 (94 amino acids)
Source: RefSeq, a predicted model, not a curated record
CUCGAAUCACUCCCUGCUCGUUUUCGAGUUCAAAUGUCGUCGAGCUAUGAAGGGAAUGGCCGGCAUGGCCAUGAGAUAUUUGUUGAUUGACAAGCAAUCAAUUGGUGAUAUAUGGAGCAACGUCCUCAUUUCUUUGCCGGCACUGACAAGUUGCGUGGACACAGAGUUUGUCCUGGACACCCGCCGUAUCCCCGAUGGCGCGGGCCUCGACGAGCUCGUUGAAAGAGUGAAAGAAACCUUGGUACCGGACCGGAAUGAAGCCGUUCAGGACAACCGUAAUUGGGCUUCAAUAGAAUGGACAUGGCAAGAAUACGCAAAUCGCGGUCAGUAAUCAGGGAGAAAAGGGAAAAUGUAUUAUCUAACGGCGCGGCUGGGAAUCAAUGGGCGGCCCCAAAUCUGUAGCCAUUGCCUACGAAGGCAAUAUUGCUUUCUU